AUGCUGGCUAGAAAAAGGCAGAGUAUUACUGGUAAAACUCCAAUAAAACAUAUACCUUCAAUAAAGCCAUCGAAAACUCGCAAAAUCAUCAGAAGAUUUCAUUUCCUCAUUCAAAAGAGGACGUUGAUAUGUAAUAAGUUGGGCUUGGUGCUUUUAGAUAAUGAUGAACAAUUUAAUCAGCAGUUAAUAGAAUCUGAGGUACGGAAAAGAGGCAUGUGGUGCGAUUACGAAGUGGGCUUAGGUUGUCAUGUGGGAAUAAAGAUGGAGCAGCAAUUAUUAGCAGUCCAAAGGUGCGACGAUAUACUACUAUUAGUAAAACUUUUAGGUUUUAUAAUGGCUGAGCUCAAUAAAAAUGGUGGAUUACAAAAUUACCAGCUUGCAAGUACUAUUGGGCAAAGCGGGAAACGUGGAGGUGAUUCCUCCAAAAUACUAGUGAAAUGGUUUAAAGAAAUGGGGUACUCAAAAGGAAACGAUCUCAGGGUAUUAGAAAUCGGAUCUUUAAGUGCAUCAAAUUACAUCUCAACAUCUGGGGUAUUCAAUCCCGUUAUUCGAAUAGAUCUUAACUCCAAGGAUCCAGGAAAUAUUUUACAACAAGACUUUAUGCAACGUCAAAUCCCAACCUCCGACCAUGAUAGAUUUGAUCUAAUAUCCUGUUCAUUGGUGUUAAACUUCGUGUCUACCCAUUAUCAGAGAGGAGAGAUGAUCCUCAGAUUUCAACAGUUCCUGCGAUGUGACACUGACAAGACCUUCGUGUUCAUAGUACUACCUCUCCAUUGCAUGACCAACUCCCGAUAUAUGAAUACUGAAUACUUCUGCAACAUAAUGUCAUCAUUAGGAUACCUCAAAAUACAAUAUCAUGAGGCUAACAAAGUCGUCUACUUUCUCUUUCGCCGGCAACCGUCGGUAUGCUCAUCUCCGCAGUCUCUCCACACUUACUCAACAAAACACAAGUUAGCAGAUCGUCCAGGAAUGAACAACUUCUCAAUAACUCUGCCUGUCUAUAAACACUAA
Eremothecium cymbalariae DBVPG#7215 is the source of this 1011-nucleotide messenger RNA. RefSeq names its product 25S rRNA (adenine2142-N1)-methyltransferase (gene BMT2). Lineage: Eukaryota; Fungi; Ascomycota; Saccharomycetes; Saccharomycetales; Saccharomycetaceae. The transcript has a single exon. Gene Ontology annotation, cellular component: nucleolus. The record is from RefSeq and is a predicted model, not a curated record. Bases 1 to 1011 code for a protein of 336 amino acids. Gene Ontology annotation, molecular function: rRNA (adenine) methyltransferase activity.